CUGUACACACCGCCAGCGCUCCAGAUCGGGGAGCCCCACCAGGGAAGGGAGGAGGCAGCGUGGUGGCCUCAGAAGUGUUAGCAGCCCUGCUGCUGGCCAGCUGUCCCGUGGUCGUGGUCGGUGCAUGUCCCUGGAAUGUAGAAUGGGGAGUGAGGGGUGGGAGCUGGGCUGAGGGGAGGAGACCCACUAUGCCCAGCGCCGCCUGGGCCCUGGGGUCUGCAGGGGAGUCGCCAGAGGACAUAGGGCAGGCACACUCAUGAAAGGUAGGAGGACUGGAGGGCAGGUGUCUGUGUCCAGGGGUAUCCGUUACAUCUGCGGAGCUGGGUGGCUUCUCAGCAUGUGUCCAAGCCUAUGUCCCUGCGUGUCAUCGUGCUCCCGUGUCUGCACUCCUGGGUGCAUCUGGGUGUGGCCGAGUGGGGGGGUCAACGUCUUUGCCAUCCCCAUGUGCCCGCCAGGGCCUUGCCCGGGACGCCAGUGCCAGGCAGGGGCACCUCAACCAACGUGCGUGCGUGCGCAGAGCUCCUGAAAGCGGAAGCUGGGGGCGGAGCCUGGGACCCCACCUUCAAGCCCACUGAGCGGAGGGGCAGGCUGAGGCUGCGGAGGGUCAGGGGUGGGUCUGAGUCACCGCCUCCGGAGGCCUUUUCCUGUGGGGGGAAGCGCCCGCCAAUGAGGGCUGGGCCUGUCACGUGGGCCUGACAGCUGGGGGGGGUGGUGGCCAGCGACAAUGUGGUCCCGAGGCCACUGACACUAGGAGCUGCAGCGCUGAGACCCCCGGCCCGCCCCGCCUCGGGCCCCUCGGGCCACUUGGCCUGGCCACAACAUGUUCUCCAGGAAGAAGCGGGAGCUCAUGAAAACCCCUUCUAUCUCGAAAAAGAACCGGGCGGGAAGCCCCUGUCCGCAGCCUUCGGGGGAGCUGCCCAGGAGAGAUGGGGCUGAUGCAGUGUCCCUGGCGCCCAGCCUGGAACCACCAAGUGUGGCCUUGAAUGCCAAGGCCACAGGCACACUCAAGAGGCCCACCAGCCUAAGCCGCCAUGCCAGCGCUGCCGGCUUCCCACUGUCCGGAGCCAGCACCUGGACGCUGGGCCGUGGCCACCGCAGCCCACUGUCAACAGCCAGCCCAGCCGAGGGACCCAUCCAGGGACCCUGCCCCGACACUGUGGAGGACAUCUCCCACCUGCUGGCUGACGUGGCCCGCUUUGCCGAGGGCCUUGAGAAGCUGAAGGAGUGUGUUCUGCGUGAAGACCUCCUAGAGGCCCGCCGGCCGCUUGCCCAUGAGUGCCUGGGUGAGGCCCUCCGCGUGAUGCACCAGGUCAUCUCCAAGUACCCACUGCUGAACACCGUGGAGUCGCUCACAGCUGCCGGCACCCUCAUUGCCAAGGUCAAAGCCUUCCAUUAUGAGUGCAACAAUGAUUCGGACAAGCAGGAGUUUGAGAAGGCCUUGGAGACCAUCGCAGUCUCCUUCAGCAGCACUGUGUCCGAGUUCCUCAUGGGUGAAGUGGACAGCAGCAUCCUCCUCUCAGUGCCCCCUGGGGACCCGGGCCAGUCAAUGGAGAACCUGUAUGGACAGGGGAGUGAGGGUGCCCCCCUCAGCAGUGAGGACUGUGAUGAGGGCUGCCUCUCCCCGGAGGCGGUGGACACGCUGCUGCAGCGCUGUGAGGGGGGUGUGCAUGCCGCGCUGCAGUACGCCAAGAACAUGGCCAAGUACAUGAAGGACCUCAUCGGCUACCUGGAGAAGCGGAACGCGCUGGAGAUGGACUUUGCCAAAGGCCUGCAGAAGAUCGUCCAGAACUGCAGACAGAGCGUCAUGCAGGAGCCGCACAUGCCCCUCCUGUCCAUCUACUCGCUGGCCCUGGAGCAGGACCUGGAGUUCGGCCACGGCCUGGUACAGGCGGUGGGCACUCUGCAGACCCAGACCUUCGUGCAGCCCCUGAACCUGCGGCGGCUCGAGCACGAGAAGCGCAGGAAGGAGAUCAAGGAGUCUUGGCACCGCGCCCAGAGGAAGCUGCAAGAAGCAGAGUCCAAUCUGCGCAAGGCCAAGCAGGGCUACGUUCAGCGCUGCGAAGACCACGACAAGGCCCGCUUCCUAGUGGCCAAGGCAGAGGAAGAGCAGGUGGGCGCUGGCCCGGGUGCAGGGGGCGUGGCCUCCAAGACCCUGGACAAGAGGCGGCGCCUGGAGGAGGAGGCCAAAAACAAGGCGGAGGAAGCCAUGGCCACGUACCGCACGUGCGUGGCGGAUGCUAAGACGCAGAAGCAGGAGCUUGAGGACACCAAGGUGACGGCACUCCGGCAGAUCCAGGAGGUCAUCCGGCAGAGCGACCAGACCAUCAAGUCGGCCACCAUCUCCUAUUACCAGAUGAUGCACAUGCAGACGGCCCCGCUGCCUGUGCACUUCCACAUGCUGUGCGAGAGCAGCAAGCUGUACGACCCGGGCCAGCAGUACGCCUCCCACGUGCGCCAGCUGCAGCGCGGCGAGGAGCCAGACGUGCACUACGACUUUGAGCCCCACGUCUCCGCCAACGCCUGGUCCCCAGUCUUGCGCGCCCGAAAGGGCAGCUUCAACGUCAGCGAUGCUGCGGUGGCGGAGGCUGCGGGCUGCCCCCCAGAGGAAGGUGGGCCUGGCGACGGGGAGCUUGCCAAGGAGCGCAGGGGGGACUUUAAGAAGUUCGAGCGCAUGUCUUCCAGUGGCACCAUGUCGUCCAGCGAGGAGCUGGCCGACCAGGAGAGCAGCACAGGCGCAUCAGCCUUUGACCAGGAUGACCUCAAUGGCAUGGCCCCGGAGCUGCCUGUGGCCAUGCCCAGCGGGCCCUUCCGCCAUGUGGGGCUGUCCAAGGCAGCCCGUACCCACCGGCUCCGGAAGCUCCGCUCGCCGGCCAAGUGCCGGGAGUGCAACAGCUACGUGUACUUCCAGGGCGCCGAGUGUGAGGAGUGCUGCCUGGCCUGCCACAAGAAGUGCCUGGAGACCCUGGCCAUCCAGUGUGGCCACAAGAAGCUGCAGGGCCGCCUGCAGCUCUUUGGCCAGGACUUCAGCCAGGCCGCCCGCAGCACCCCGGACGGCGUGCCCUUCAUCGUCAAGAAGUGUGUCUUCGAGAUCGAGCAGCGGGCGCUGCGCACCAAGGGCAUCUACCGGGUCAAUGGGGUGAAAACGCGUGUGGAGAAGCUGUGCCAGGCCUUCGAGAACGGCAAAGAGCUGGUGGAGCUGUCGCAGGCCUCGCCCCACGACAUCAGCAACGUCCUCAAGCUCUACCUGCGCCAGCUGCCUGAGCCGCUCAUCUCCUUCCGCCUCUACCAUGAGCUUGUGGGGCUGGCCAAGGACAGUCUGAAGGCAGAGGCCGAGGCCAAGGCGGCAACCCGAGGCCGGCCGGAUGUCACCGAGAGAGAGGCUGUGGCCGUGGCCAUGGCGGGCCGGCUGCGGGAGCUCCUGCGGGACCUGCCGCCAGAGAACUGGGCCACGCUGCAGUACCUGAUGCGGCACCUGCGCAGGAUCGUGGAGGUGGAGCAGGACAACAAGAUGACACCGGGGAACCUGGGCAUUGUGUUUGGGCCCACGCUGCUGCGGCCCCGGCCCACUGAGGCCACCGUGUCCCUCUCCUCCCUGGUGGACUACCCACACCAGGCCUGCAUCUUGGAGACGCUCAUCACCCACUACAGCCUGGUCUUUGAGGAGGAGCCCGAGGUGGCAUCUGGGUGCCAGGAUGUGACGUCCAACCAGGGGGCCGAGGUGGUGGUCCAGGAGCCGUAUCCGGAGGCCAGCGGGGGCAUGGCCUCACCCCUGCCGGAGGAAGCUGAGGAUGGGGGCCUUGAACCCCACGUUGCCUCCAAUGACUCCGACUCAGAACUGGAGGAGGCCUCGGACCUGCCAUCCCCAGCGGGUGGGGCGGCCCUGCACCGCCUCAGCUUCCUGGAGAAGUUGGGCGGCGUGGAGGGUGGCCGGGACAGCCGCAGUGGCAGUGAGGAGCAGCUGGGCACUGCUACCGGGGAGGAGGAGGAUGGGCCCGGGCCUGGGGUCUGGGAGGACCUCGGGGAGGAGCCGGCCCGGCGGCUCGCCGAGCACAAUACCAACCAGUGCAACAAUGUGGCUGUGGCCCGCCUGCCAGCCGUGAGGCUCCGUGGCGGGCGGCUGGCAGGGGGCGCGGGCUGGGAGAGGCGGCCAGAGUUCGUGUAGCUGGGGCAGCGGGCAGGUCUGCUCCAGGCUCCUGUCCCUGUGGACACGUCACCGAGAGGCCUCUCCUUCCGCCCACAGCAGCGAGGGCAUCACUGGCCAACUUUUACAGAAGCUUCUGCCCGCGCUGCUCCGCACGCCCACCAGGCCCCACUCCUCUGAGCUGGGGGAUUCUGCUCUUGGAGUCGCCCCGGCUGUGAUGGAGGGACCCUGCCCACCCUGGCGCUGGGCCGUGGAGGCCACACGGCAGCUGGGAGGAGGGCUGGACGCCUUUGUGGAUGGUGGGCGGGUGGCCUUGGGAUGCCCUGGCUUUUACGGAAAACUGGGUUUGGAUACCUGGGGCUGAGGAUGCAGUGAAGUUCCAUGAUGGAGUUCUUUGACAGGCACAUUCCUUUUGCAUAAAAUAAAGUCUUUAACCUCA
This is a messenger RNA of Aethalodelphis obliquidens (Pacific white-sided dolphin), 4580 nucleotides long. RefSeq names its product Rho GTPase activating protein 45 (gene ARHGAP45). NCBI's taxonomy places the organism in Eukaryota, Metazoa, Chordata, Mammalia, Artiodactyla, Delphinidae. Gene Ontology annotation, cellular component: membrane. The transcript is spliced from 22 exons. Gene Ontology annotation, molecular function: GTPase activator activity. The record is from RefSeq and is a predicted model, not a curated record. Bases 821 to 4162 code for a protein of 1113 amino acids. Gene Ontology annotation, biological process: activation of GTPase activity; signal transduction.